Anisakis simplex (herring worm) is the source of this 681-nucleotide messenger RNA. The record is from the annotation of a GenBank genome assembly. NCBI's taxonomy places the organism in Eukaryota, Metazoa, Nematoda, Chromadorea, Rhabditida, Anisakidae.
AUGCGUCUAUGGAUCUUGUUCACUGUUUUAUUGAUUGGCAUAGUAAUCGUUGAGUCAGGACGAAGCAGCAGCAGUAAGAGGAAAAAGGACAGGCAAAGAAGUGAAACAAUCUCUGAUAGCUCUCAACAAGAAGAUAGUGCUUCAGAAUCGAGAAGAAAAAAGGAUGAGGACGAUAAGAGAGAACAUGCCGAUCGAGAACAUGAAAGAGAUCAUCGUGAAGGCGAAAAGAAAGGCAAAGAUAGUAGCAGUAGUGAGGAGGAUGAUAAAGAUGAUAAGGCGGAAAAAAACGAAACAACUGUAGCGAAAGGAGGAAAAACCUUGCUUAGAUUACGUAGAACCCAGACGAGCGAUAAAGUGGAAGUGAAGAUUGACGAACACACGCGUGCAAGACGGCGUAAACAUAAUCAAUUGCAUAGAAUGAGGGAUGUGCAUCGAGGACGGAGGCAACUUGUACGUGCCCAAGAACUGAACGAUGGCGAGCAGCAAGCACUCAGUGAGAAACAAAAAGUUGCUGUAGAUAGACACUUCAAAGAGACGCCAUCAUAUCCACCGAUCGAUGAAAGUGGGCGUCGCAGACCGAGUAGAAUGAUAGCGUUCAGACCAAAGUACCUCGUUCGUCGUGAACGCAAAGUGAGCACAUUUCUGCCCGAUGUGGAUUUGGAUAUUUCAAAAUUUCUGUAG